AUGGCGGCCGCGGUGCGGGCGGUCGGGAGCCUGACGCGCUUCACGGCUGCUGCCAAGUACUGUCCGCGCCGCCGCGCCGGCCUCGCAGCUUAGUUCCAGAUCACAAGAGGCCUGGCCUAUGGAGCCACCUAUGGACGCUGUUGUCCCCACCUCCAGCAGCAUGCAAUCUCCUGGUUAUGCCUGCCGGAAUGUUGCCAGCUCCUCUUCUCUUCAGGCUAGAACUCAUGUUAACUAUGAUGUCAAAGGAGAUGUUGCAGUUGUACGUUUCAACUCACCAGAUUCAAAGGUCAACACUCUGUCUAAACAACUGCAAUCAGAGUUCACAGAGGUAAUGAACGAAAUCUGGGCCAAUGAGACGGUCAAAAGUGCUGUCCUAAUCUCAGCAAAGCCAGGCUGCUUCAUUGCUGGGGCUGAUAUCAAUAUGAUCGAAUCCUGCAAGACUGUUCAGGAAGUGACGCAGCUUUCUCAGGAAGGACAGAAGAUGUUUGAGAAACUUGAAAAAUCUCCAAAGCCCAUAGUUGCUGCCAUCAGUGGCUCCUGCCUGGGAGGAGGACUAGAGGUUGCCAUCUCCUGUCAAUACAGAGUAGCUACAAAGGACAAGAAGACAGUGUUGGGCACACCCGAGGUGUUACUGGGGCUACUGCCGGGUGCAGGGGGCACUCAGAGGCUGCCAAAGAUGGUGGGACUUCCUGCUGCCUUUGACAUGAUGCUGACUGGGAAGAACAUCCGUGCUGACAGAGCAAAGAGGAUGGGGCUGGUUGAUCAAUUGAUUGAUCCACUAGGACCAGGCACCAAAAGUCCAGAAGAACGAACAAUUGAGUACAUGGAGGAGGUAGCGAUUGACUUUGCCAGAGGACUAGCCAAUAAGACAGUGUCCCCCAAAAGGGAAAAGGGGCUGGUCCAGAAACUGACAGACUAUGCCCUGUCUGUUCCCUUUGUGAGGCAGCAGAUCUACAAAACAGUGGAGAAAAGGGUGCAGAAGCAGACAAAAGGACUCUACCCUGCUCCCCUGAAAAUCAUUGAGGUUGUAAAGACUGGCCUGGAGCAGGGGAGUGAAGCCGGCUAUCUCGCUGAAUCCCAGAAAUUCGGUGAACUUGCAAUGACUGCAGAAUCCAAAGCGUUGAUGGGCCUCUACCACGGGCAGGUGCAGUGUAAGAAGAACAAGUUUGGGGCACCAAAUCAAGAAGUCAAGACCCUGGCGGUUCUGGGAGCAGGGCUGAUGGGAGCUGGGAUUGCCCAGGUGUCUGUGGAUAAGGGGCUAAAGACCAUUCUGAAGGAUACGACGCUGCAGGAUCUAGGCAAGGGACAGCAGCAGGUCUUCAAAGGGCUCAAUGACAAAGUGAAGAAGAAGAGCCUGACCCCUUUUGAGAGGGACAUGAUUCUCAGUAAUAUGACGGGGCAGCUGGAUUACAAGGGCUUCGACAAGGCCGACAUGGUGAUCGAAGCUGUGUUUGAGGACCUCAGCGUCAAACACAAAGUGCUGAAGGAGGUGGAAGCGGUGGUCCCUCCUCACUGUAUCUUUGCCAGUAACACAUCUGCUCUCCCAAUCAGUCAAAUUGCUGCUGCUAGCAAAAGGCCGGAAAAGGUGAUCGGCAUGCACUACUUCUCCCCAGUGGACAAGAUGCAGCUGCUAGAAAUUAUCACCACGGACAAGACCUCCCAGGAUACAGCUGCCUCCGCUGUAGCUGUCGGCCUCAAGCAGGGCAAGAUCAUCAUUGUAGUCAAGGAUGGACCAGGUUUCUAUACCACCAGAUGUCUGGGGCCAAUGCUGGCUGAGGUGGUCAGAGUUCUCCAGGAAGGUGCUGACCCCCGGAAGGUGGACGCCCUUUCCACAGGGUUCGGCUUUCCCGUGGGUGCCGCCACCCUGAUCGACGAAGUGGGCGUGGACGUGGCCGCGCACGUGGCGGAGGAUCUCGGCAAGGCCUUUGGCCAGCGCUUUGGGGGCGGGAACGUGGAGCUGCUGAAGCGCAUGGUAGAGAAGGGCUUUUUAGGCCGCAAGGCAGGGAAGGGUUUCUACGUGUACCAGCAAGGUGUGAAGAACAGGAGCGUGAACUCCAGCAUGGAUGAGAUCUUGGCACAGUUCAAGGUGCCCUCCAGGCCCGAGGUCUGCACCGACGAGGACAUCCAGCUGCGCUUGGUGACGCGGUUUGUGAACGAGGCGGCCAUGUGCCUGCAGGAGGGGAUCCUGAGUAACCCAGUGGAAGGAGACAUGGGGGCUGUGUUUGGCCUGGGCUUCCCGCCGUGUCUGGGAGGCCCUUUCAGAUACGCAGACUCGGUCGGAGCCAAGCAGCUGGUGGACAAGCUGCGGAAGUAUGAGGCCGUCUACGGAAGCCAGUUCACGCCGUGCCAGCUGCUUCUGGAUCACGCCAAUGACCCGAGCAAGAAAUUCCAUCACUGACCGUGUCCACAUGCCUCCAGCCAUAGAUACACUCGCAGCCAGAGGCUGGGGAGAGCCUGCUCCAGCCAAGCUGCUCCAUUCUGUCUGGUCCCCUCAAAGCUGGGGGGCCGGGAACUCUGGAGGAUUGUAGCCCUUCAAGUGCCUUAGCAGCUGCUGCAUCUCGGGCACUCGCUCGCCCACUCGUCCCUGGCUGGUUGGAUGUUGCACCUCCCGUCUGAAGAUGGAAGAGGGUUUUUUGUGUUGUCUCAGCCCAGUGCACCGUGCCCUCCAGAGCCUCCGUCCAGCGGGCGUUAGCCGCCUGGCCAUGCCCAGGACAGGUGCUCCCCGCCACGGUUCAUGGCAAAUGUUUAACAAUAAACCACCAAUCUCUUGUU
This is a messenger RNA of Gopherus evgoodei (Goodes thornscrub tortoise), 2772 nucleotides long. It is a transcript of the gene HADHA, whose product is annotated as hydroxyacyl-CoA dehydrogenase trifunctional multienzyme complex subunit alpha. The transcript has 21 exons. Lineage: Eukaryota; Metazoa; Chordata; Testudines; Testudinidae. Gene Ontology annotation, molecular function: NAD+ binding; long-chain (3S)-3-hydroxyacyl-CoA dehydrogenase (NAD+) activity; enoyl-CoA hydratase activity. The record is from RefSeq and is a predicted model, not a curated record. Gene Ontology annotation, cellular component: mitochondrial fatty acid beta-oxidation multienzyme complex; mitochondrion. Bases 119 to 2398 code for a protein of 759 amino acids. Gene Ontology annotation, biological process: fatty acid beta-oxidation.